Teleopsis dalmanni is the source of this 570-nucleotide messenger RNA. Its product is annotated as putative nuclease HARBI1. The record is from RefSeq and is a predicted model, not a curated record. The transcript has a single exon. NCBI's taxonomy places the organism in Eukaryota, Metazoa, Arthropoda, Insecta, Diptera, Diopsidae. Bases 1 to 570 code for a protein of 189 amino acids.
AUGAUUCGGCAUGAAAUUUUGUUUGGAGAAGAUGAUAGUCAAACAGUAGUAAAUCGAGUAGUAAAUCCAAGAACUAAUUACAAUUUGUUCUUGCACAGUAUGGAUUGCAGAUUGAAAAACCAUCAAAUUGAAUUUAUUUUAAUUAAAAUUGGAAAUGAGUUACAAUACAACAGUGAAAGAAAUCAUUGUUUAAGUCCGGAUCAACAGCUAUUAACAACUUUACAUUGGCUGGGUAACGGCUGUCAAUACCAUGGAAUUGCGGUUAUGCAUGGAAUCCAUAAGUCAACUGUAUGCCGCACAAUUCACAGAGUAUUAGACGCUGUUAUCAACAAAAUGCUUAAUGCAACUAUAUGCUGGCCGCCUAAUACUUAUGAAAUUGCGCAGCAUUUCUUUGAAAUUGGUGGUUUUCCUCAGGUUGCGGGUUGUAUUGAUGGUACAAUGAUAAACAUUGAUGCCCCAAUGGAAAAUGAGGCGCAGUUUGUAAAUAGACAUGGAAAACAUGCCCUAAAUGCAAUGAUGGUGUGUGGUCCUGACCGUAGCUAUUACGCCAUAAAUUGUUCUUGGCCAUAA